Molecule: messenger RNA, 2401 nt
Organism: Dermacentor albipictus
Lineage: Eukaryota; Metazoa; Arthropoda; Arachnida; Ixodida; Ixodidae
Product: alkaline phosphatase-like
Biological process (GO): dephosphorylation
Molecular function (GO): alkaline phosphatase activity
Source: RefSeq, a predicted model, not a curated record
GUCGCCGCUGGCCCCCCCUCUUCACGGAAACGACGGCGAACGCCGUUGACGCGCGCGCGACCCGAACGAGAAAGGAACGUGCGCCGCCGCUGGACACGCUACGCAGUGGGCGUCUACGGCGCUCGCUUCCGAAGGUUGGUCACUUCCACGCCCACCUCCUCGCAGCUCGCCGCCGCGAGACCUUCGUGGCCCGAAACCGUGCGCAACACAAUGGACCCGCUACUCACUUCACCCAGCGUUCUCGAGCAGCGAUGACUGUGCUAAGAGAAGCAUCGGCUCUCUUGGAUACGUGCGUUUGCGAAACGGACGCGGAAAGUCGGCGGUUAUUGCGGCUGAUUUCUGUCGGCAAGUUUUGUCAUUUUGUGGCGUGAAACGCAGACCUCAAGACCACUGUACUAGUCAAAUGAUACGCGGUGUUCUCACACAAAACAACGCGGCAAAUUUUCCUCCCUUUGGAAGCGGGCGAUUUGAUUCUCCUUCUCUCGAUUCGUCGACUGGUCAAGCUGCGCGAGCUGAUUUCACGAAGAAACACCUCUGCAUCACAGCUGGUUGUUGCCUCGCCCUCGUUAAAUUUCUUCCGUUUUACCGCCGGAGCGCAUCACCUGCUACGUAGAUCGACCCUGUUGCACGAAGCGAACAUACUCCGCUGCCCGACCGCAAAAUGAUCCCGCACGUGGGAAUCGGUCGCGCUACGACGCUGCUGGUCGUCACCAUCGCCCUGGCCGCGGCGACAGUGCCAGUGUCGGUGUUCCCGGUUCCACAUGAAGAGAGCGAAGCCGACCCGGAAUUCUGGUUCGACCAGGGCCUCUCUGGGAUCGAGCAACGGCUGAACCUGCUCCAGAACACGCGCCGCGCCCGCCAGGUGGUGCUCUUUCUCGGCGAUGGCAUGGGCGUCUCCACGUUGACUGCGGCUCGCAUCUACAAGGGCCAGCGGCUGCGGCGCAGAAGCGGCGAGGAGAGCGCACUCGCCUGGGACCCGUUCCCACACAUGUCGCUGGCCACCACGUACGGCCUGGACGUGCAGACCUCGGACUCGGCAAAUACGGCGACCGCCUACCUCUCGGGCGUCAAGGCCAACUACGAGACACUGGGCGUGGACUCUAGGGUUAAGAGGAUGCAGUGUCACAGUGAUCCGACCACACACCUGCCGAGCAUCAUGCAGUGGGCGCAGGAGGCGGGCCUGUGGACGGGCAUCGUGACCACGACCAGGGUGACGGAUGCCACGCCCGCGGCCGCGUACGCCCACUCGGGCUACCGCAAGUGGCAGUCGUCGGUGCCCGAAGGCUGCAACGCCAAGGAUAUCGCACGCCAGCUCGUACAGUACACCCCCGGAUCGCGAUUUAAGGUGAUCAUGGGUGGUGGCCGGAGCGCGUUUCUGGACAAGGAACUCAGGGACGAUGAGGAACGACCGGGCGAGCGCUCGGACGGCCGCAACCUCAUCAAGGACUGGCUGGACGAGAAGAAGUCCCACUCGGCGCAUGUGAAAUACAUCUGGAACCGCAAGCAGCUUCACGCUGUCAACCCCAACAACACUGAGUACCUGCUCGGCCUCUUCGACAGCGACCACCUUCCAUACUCGUUCGAGCGGCGGAGCUUGAAGACGACCAAGCCGAGCUUACCGGAGAUGACGAGAGUGGCACUGGAGAUAUUGCAGAAGUCUCCGAAGGGAUUCAUUUUGCUUGUCGAAGGUGGCCGCAUCGACCAUGCGCACCAUACCACCCGCGCAGGCCUGGCUCUCGAGGAAAUGCUUGAACUGGACCGAGCUGUGGAUGACACUCUGGAGAAGUUCGGUGCCUCCGGUGACACGCUGGUCGUCGUGACGGCCGACCACUCACACACCUUCUCUUUUGGAGGAAGAAACACUCCGCGUGGAAAGAACAUACUCGGAGUCGCUGGCUUAUCUGACGUCGACCAGCAGCCGUUCACCAUGAUUGCCUACGGUAACGGCCCGAGCGUCGCUGCUGACAGGAGCAACUUGACAGAACGCGAAACUUCGUCAAUGAACUACACGCAGCAGGCGGCGUUCCCCAAGCGGCUCGAGACACACGGCGGCGAGGAUGUGGCUGUGUUCGCCAUCGGACCCUGGGCGCACUUGUUCAGUGGGGUGCACGACCAGACAUACAUCCCCCAUGCCAUAGCGUACGCGGCCUGCAUCGGUCAAUUUCACGGCAGCAAGUGCCACACUGCGUCGCCGGAACUCAGGAGAUGAUGGACACUGCCUUCGAGGCGCGUGUGAAGGUGCACGACUUAUGACCCACCUGCGGACCUCUAGCUAACGCCAACGAGGUGCACCGGUUUUAUCGUGCUUCAUUUUGUUGUCGCUGGACUGGCCAACACGUGAAGUGCAACGGCCGUUUGUUAUGCGUGACGCCUAAAUAAAAGCUUACCAUAUGUUAUUCGA